UGUCACUGACACUUUUUUGCAAAUGAUAACUCAAAAAUUGUUACCAGUUUGGUUAGUGUCCUACCAAUUAACAAUGUCCGUAAGUUGUAAAACCACAGUAUUAAUCUAAUGUUAUCAGUGUUCAUGCACAAAUCGCUACAAACGGAUUCUAUUUUGAUUAAUGAUUUUUUAAGACUUGCCCCUAUAGUCAGUAACAAGUUGAGUGGACCUCCACGUUCAUGCUCUUAUAGACAAAAGGAUGCAAAACUGAGAAUGUCAGAACAAGAAUGCAAACGUUAUAAGCAUAAUGAGCCAGCUACCAAUUCAAGUGCACAUCUUUGUGCAAAUUGUUCUCGUGCUGAGUCAAAUAGUGCAUCUCGGAUGCCACAUGAACAGGUGCACAAUAAAAACACAGCUAAGGAAGGUAUCUUUGUCGUGAAUCCUGUCAGUUUGGUUCAGUCUCCAAAUUUUGUAACUGAUAUUCCAUUAUGGCAACCUGUGACAUUACAUAAUUAUAACUUAAUAUAUGGAAACAUAACACACUCUAUUUUACAACCAAAUUUAUAUCCAAACUACUUUCACAGACCAGGUCAGGAAAACCACAGGCAAGUGCAUAAUUUCGCAAAAACUUAUAACGAUGGAGAAGCUUCCAUAAACAGCUUGAGACAUUGGGAAAAACUAAUGAAUGAGAAUACUAUGCCAGGAUUCAAUUUUACUGUGAUGUCAUACAAUGUUCUUGCUCAAGAUUUACUGGAUCAGCAUAUGUAUUUGUAUGCCUCCCACAAAAAGGAAUCUUUAAAGUGGCACAAUCGUUGGAAAAAUCUAAUGUCUGAAAUUCGUCACUUUAAACCUGAUAUUCUCUGUCUCCAAGAAGUUCAAAAGUCCCAUUUAGAAACACAUUUUGCUGUUCUUGAACAGUUAGGGUAUAAGGGAUUAUACAAACAGCGCACUGGGGCUCGUACAGAUGGUUGUGCUAUUUACUACAAACACAAUGUGCUACAGUUGGUCGAGUAUACUACAGUUGAAUAUAAUCAACCAAAUGUGAGGAUUUUGGAUCGAGAUAACGUCGCUAUAAUAGCAAAAUUUUCACCAAUAAAAUUCCCAACAAGAAAAUUUGUGGUGGCCACAACCCAUUUAUUGUACAAUCCUAGAAGACAAGAUGUGAGACUUGCACAAAUUCAGUUAUUACUUACCGAAGUGGACCGAAUUGCGUACAAUCCAGAAAGUGGUUACUAUGUACCUGUGAUUGUAACUGGUGAUUUAAAUUCCACACCAAAGUCGGCUGUGUACAAGUUUAUUACUGAAGGGAAGCUACAGUAUGAAAAUUUAUCUUCAAGGUCACUGACAUCUGAUGAAUCAGGCCCCAAGACAGGAAAGAAAUUUCUUCCAGCCUUUUUACGAAUAACAGAUCAAUGUCAACAUGCCAAUUUACUACCUACACGACAAAAUAAUGCAAAUAUUUCACGUACAGAGGAGUUACGAUUGAUAGAACUAAAGCACAGUGAACGAAAAAAUAGACAAAAUGAUAGAUAUAAUAUGGAUGAAGACGAUAAGAAGUUAUUUUCUUCAGGUAUCUUGACACAUCGUCUUGCAUUAAAGUCUGUUUAUGAACAUGGUGUGGACGGAAAUGAAGAAGGCACAACUUUCCAAAAUGAAUGGAUUUCCGUAGAUUACAUAUUCUUCAGUCACCCGCAAUCUGACGUUGAUCAAGUAAUUCUGUUGGAACGGUAUAGAUUACCCACAAAAGCUGAAUUAGGCGAUUUAAGGAUUCCUAACGGGCAGUUGGGAUCUGAUCAUUUCUCUCUUGUGGCAAAGUUUCAGUUGCAAAUUUAACUGUAUUUUAAUAAUGUAGAGUAUUUUUACAAAUAAAGUUUUAGUUAAACA
Messenger RNA from Zophobas morio, 1863 nucleotides. RefSeq names its product protein angel (gene angel). The record is from RefSeq and is a predicted model, not a curated record. Bases 109 to 1812 code for a protein of 567 amino acids. Lineage: Eukaryota; Metazoa; Arthropoda; Insecta; Coleoptera; Tenebrionidae. Gene Ontology annotation, molecular function: 3'-5'-RNA exonuclease activity. The transcript is spliced from 7 exons.